AUGCUCCCGGAGAAACAGCUCCAGUGCAGCGUCUGCCAGCAGGUGUUCACCGACCCAGUCACCACUCCCUGUGGACACAAUUUCUGCCAAGCCUGCAUAGGGCAGAUGUGGGACCGCAGUGACGUCUGCCAGUGCCCCACCUGCAACAAGAGGUUCCCCUCGAGGCCUGAAAUGAGCAUCAACACGGCCCUCAAAGAGCUUGCGGACGCUUUAAGACAAAUGGCCGCCGGCCCUCCGGCCUCCGCUCCGGCCGCGGCCAAGCCGGGUGAGGUGGCGUGCGACGUGUGCGCCGUCGCCUCGCUGCAGGUCAGGGCCCUCAAGUCCUGCCUGGUGUGUCUGACGUCGUUCUGCGACGCCCACCUGGAGCCGCACCGGAGGGUCGCCACCCUCAAGCUGCACAAGCUGCUGGAGCCCGUGACGGACCUGCAGGACAGGAUGUGCAAGAAGCACGAGAGGCUGCUUGAGAUGUUCUGCCGGGAGGACCGGACGUGCGUCUGCCAGUUCUGCACCGAGACGGAGCACAAGGGCCACCGGGCGGUCACCAUAGAGGACGAGAGCAAGGAGAGGAAGGCCCACAUGAAGCAGACCGAGGCAGAGUUUCAGCAGACCAUCCAGGAGCGGCAGAAGAAAAUUGAAGACAUCAAAAACUGUCUGAAGCUGAGCACACUGAGUGCCGAGAAGGAGAAGAAGGCGAGCGACAGUCUCUUCACGUCGUUGAUCCACUCGACGAAGGAGAGACAAGCCGAGGCCAACGCAGAAAUCGAGGCGAAGCAGAGAGCGGAGGAGAAGAGGGCCGAGGAGCUCAUCGACGAGCUUCAGCUGGAGAUCACCGAGCUGCAGAGGAGGAGCGCUGAGCUGAAGGAGCUGGAGGACACCGAUGACCACCUGCACCUCCUGCAGAGAUUGCCCUCUGUUGUGUCGCCUCGACCCACCAACAGGGAGUGGACAGAAACCAGGAUCUACCCUGAGCUUUGUGUGGGAACAGUGAGGAGAACGCUCUCCAGACUGGCCCACACGCUGAAGAAGGAUCUGGAUAGCUUGAAGGAAGAAG
Messenger RNA from Fundulus heteroclitus (mummichog), 1051 nucleotides. RefSeq names its product E3 ubiquitin/ISG15 ligase TRIM25-like. The record is from RefSeq and is a predicted model, not a curated record. The annotation marks the transcript as partial. The transcript is spliced from 5 exons. Lineage: Eukaryota; Metazoa; Chordata; Actinopteri; Cyprinodontiformes; Fundulidae. Gene Ontology annotation, molecular function: zinc ion binding.